UCCUUUCCCUAGGACCAGCGCCGCCUACGUCUUGCGUCACUGUUGUCUGACCACAAGGUUUGAUGAGGUAAUGCGCAGGCGAAAAGCUGGUGCCCGGCGCAGUAGGAAGUGAUGAGGGGAAGUUUCUGUCUCCUUAAAUUUUCUGCGGAACGGUGGGUGUUUUCAUCCAUACAUUUCUUGAAAUCGUAGUUUCCCAAUCAGUUAAUGGCGGUUUGAAAGGCAUGCCUCUAAAAGGAUCGGGGUUAUCGACCGAGAUGUCGUAAGAAGGCCUACUGCUGGCUUUGCUCUCUCUGGGACGACUAAAGUGGGCGAAGGGAAGCCCGUCGUUGUUCCAGUGCCUGCGUACAACCUCUGACUCUCACCCCGUUAAAACUCAGCAACAUCUGUGUUUUGUUCAUUCUUCUGCCAAACAGAAUGACGACUUGAUUGCCCUCCAUAUUAUUCAUUACAUGUGUCAACACCAAAUCUCUGUCUGUACAACAAACCGAUUAUGUUACAGAAAUCAUUCAUAACUCCUGCACCUAUUUCUUAUUCCUGAUGGCAAGUUGAAGUGUAUGGAGCGACAGGAGCGGAGAGGGAACGUGACUGGAAGGGGACUGCUUUAGAGUUGCAGUUUAGAAACAUGGGCCAGUGUGUCACCAAGUGCAAAAACCCUCCUUCCUCACUGGGCAGUAAAACUGGAGAUAAAGAAUCUGGUAGCAAAUCACACAUUAAGAAAUCUGCUGUCUCUGGUGAAGAAUUUAACUCAAUGUGCGCAAAGGCUUCUGGAGAUAUACUUGCCAAUGGAACAAAGAAAACUGAUGUUGUAUUGGAAGCAACCCAGCCCCAACUUGCUCACUCUGGAGACAGUAAAAAAGAAGAACCCUUUUCACACCGUGAUGAGUUCUCACUAAAGAGAGCUGAAGAGUUGUUUAGCAGGUAUAAAGAUGCACAUGAGGAUGCCAUUUUAGAGGAGGGCAUGGAAUGGUUUUGCAACGACCUUUCUGUGGAUCCUACUGAGUUCAUAGUAUUGUUGUUAGCAUGGAAAUUUCAAGCAGCAACUAUGUGCAAGUUUACCAGGAAAGAAUUUGUUGAUGGAUGUAAAGCAUUAAAUGCAGACAGUAUUGAAGGGAUCCGUGCCAGAUUCCCAAGCCUUAUGAAUGAAGCCAAAGUUGAGGACAAGUUCAAAGAUUUGUAUCGGUUUACAUUUCAAUUUGGACUAGAUUCUGAGGAAGGCCAGCGAUCACUACGGAGGGAAAUAGCUGUUGCCCUCUGGAAACUGGUUUUCACACAGAACGUACCUUUCAUAUUGGACCAGUGGCUGAGCUUCUUAACUGAGAAUCCGCCUGGAAUAAAGGGAAUCUCUCGAGAUACGUGGAACAUGUUCUUAAAUUUUAUUCAGGUGAUAGGUCCUGAUCUAACAAACUACAGCGAGGAUGAGGCUUGGCCAAGCCUGUUUGACACUUUUGUAGAGUGGGAAAUGGAAAGAAGAAGAAAAGAGGGUUUGGCUGAAGAAACGUUGCAUUUAGUUACAGAGGCUGCAAAUGUGGAAAUGUUAGGACAAACUGCUACAGACUACCAUGUUACAGAUAAUGAGUAGUGAGCAAUAACUGAACAUGAUCUAUGUAGUUUACUGCUCCUCAUCACCCUCAAUUGCCUUGUUGCUAAAAGGGCUCCAAGAUGCUGUAAUAAUUUAUAGGCACUUUUUAAGCAAUUGGGUAAUACCUUUUUUAAGAUGCUUGUUCACAAAAGUAUGCAGUAAUUCACUAGUUGCCCUAAUAAAAGCAGCAUCAGUUUCAGCCUUUGAAUACUACUAGUAUGAAGUAGUCUGACAUCGUUAUUGCAGAGUUUUCUUUGCUUAUAAAAUUGUGAUGUUAUGGAAUUCCUUGGUUUAAAAUAUUGAAUAGUGCCAGAGCUCACUUCUGCAAAUUGAAUGAGUAAGAGACUGCUGUGUGUAAUGCUGCUUGUAGCAGUGAAAAUAAUAUAAAAUGUGAGUCAGUAUUUUAACCAUUUACCAGUUUACUGAUCGAGGAUUGGAGAAGUGUUGCUAUAUUCCAAGUGCUAGACUCUUGACGGUUGAAGUGGCACUGUAAUCUUUCAGUAUAUCUAGCUGGUGGUGUGUUACCACUGUACUCCUGUACACAGUGCAAGGUUCCAGGGUUUGCAGUACAUGCACACACAUUUCAUGUGUGGACUCAUCUCUGUGAAGUCUGUUUCUGUGUGUACACCUAAUAAACAUGGAUUAUUUUAAAUUCCCCCCCCGAUAAAGUCAGUGAUCUGGAUGUCAAUAUAAAAGUAUUGGUGUGUUUCAGCUUAUUAGGUUUAGAAUCAGUUGUUACGAUUUAGAUAGUGCUACUGGGGCACAUGAGGCGUGAUGAUAUUCACUAGUACUGGUUCACUUUGGGGGCACAAAAUGUGCAUUAAUAACAAUUGCACCUGCAGGUACCAUAAUGACCCCCAUUGAUGAUUUUUGCCUCAAUUACUAGUGAGUUCCAAGACCAACCUUUUGAAUAAAAUCAAAUCUAUGGCUGCCUUAACAUCUCAUUGGAGGGAACAACACUGUUACCCCGAUGUGUCAAGGUGGUUUGCUCUCAAAGCUCAUUGCACUAUUUUCAAAGUCUUGGCACAGGUUCAACACCGAAUAUUCAAGAAGCAAUAGGCAGCAGGACUUAAAGGAAUGGGCUCAGUCCUGCAAAUACUGUUGCCUUAACUAAAAUCAGCUGAAAUGGGAUUUAUUUUUUUUCUUGAAUUUAUUACUGAACGACAGGUUUCUAUUUAAUCUAAUGAGGUUUUUUUAAACCCAUUCUGAGUCCAUUCACGUUUUGUGAACUGUCCACUUUACUGUAUUUUUGUUACAAAGACAUUUAUAGUUACUGAGUGACAUGUGGCAAGUGUACUUGUGUCCUGACAUGUCAUAUUGCAUUCUACCACCUUUUGUUUGGUGUGUUACAUCCAUUGAGUAUAUCUUGCUGAUUUUUACAAAUACAUCAGAGGACUGGUUUCCAGUUAAAAUUUCCUCUCCUUCAAAGUUCCUGCAGGACUUUGGAUCUUGUCUGUACUGUCCUUUUUGGAUUACAAGUUCUUCCUAUCUUGGAUUUUACACAAAACCAACAAAUCUGAAUUUUCUGUGGCAGGAAUACAAAUUGACUUCUUAAAAUUCUGAUAUAUAAUCUGUGCAUUUAGCUUGUGCUACAUGUAUAUUUUAUAGAAUAAGUUUUGGUGCUUUCACUCUGGGCUGCAAUUCUGUGGUCUGUGGGAUUGUUGUGAGUCUUGUUGGUUUGUUUAGUUGUGUUACCAUACUUAAGAUACUUCUUGUUUUCUCCAUUUCUGAAAUUUACAUCACUUUACAUCACUUAUAGGUAACUUACUGAAAUGAACAACAUUUUGCUAAUGGUGUGCUUCUACCAAUACACUGUCGUGUUACCAUCAACUGUACAUUUUAUGUAUUCAGAUAUUGUAUAAAUAAUGGAUUUAUUUAAAGUUGAAAUGCUUUGUAUGUUUUACGUACUGAUUAUUUUCCAAUUAAAAGAGUCAAUUGCA
Messenger RNA from Pristis pectinata (smalltooth sawfish), 3519 nucleotides. It is a transcript of the gene dcun1d3, whose product is annotated as defective in cullin neddylation 1 domain containing 3. The record is from RefSeq and is a predicted model, not a curated record. Gene Ontology annotation, cellular component: ubiquitin ligase complex. Bases 623 to 1579 code for a protein of 318 amino acids. Gene Ontology annotation, biological process: protein neddylation; positive regulation of ubiquitin-protein transferase activity. Gene Ontology annotation, molecular function: ubiquitin conjugating enzyme binding; ubiquitin-like protein binding; cullin family protein binding. NCBI's taxonomy places the organism in Eukaryota, Metazoa, Chordata, Chondrichthyes, Rhinopristiformes, Pristidae. The transcript has 4 exons.